GCAGCACAUUAAAGAUUAAUCCAAAACGUUUUAGGUCCAUCUUCAAAAUUAAGUCAAGUUCUGGAAGUGUACCCAAUUCAGUCUCGAGAAUUUGUACGAACAAUCCUGAAAGUAGAUCACAGGCAUCCGCACCGCAUAAUAUUGCAUCAAUGUUUAACGAGUACUUUCAUUCGGUAUACACCAGCGUCUUGGAACAACCAUCCUCAACUCAACCUAGUUCAUCUUCUUCAAUAUCAAGUAUUUUAUCAAUUGAUCUCACCCAAGAAGAAGUGUGCCAUGCUCUACAGAACUUAAACCCUUCCAAAGCUCAUGGUCCUGACGGGAUUCCUUCACAUAUUCUGAAAGAAUGUGCUCACCAAUUGGCGCCAUCACUUCAUUACCUUUUUAGUAAGUCACUCAAAAUAUACCAGGUUCCCGCGGAAUGGAAAUUAACGAACAUUAUUCGAAUACACAAGAAAGGUAACAAGGACUACGUUGAAAAUUACCACCCAAUCUCCUUGUUAUCCAUC
Paramuricea clavata is the source of this 509-nucleotide messenger RNA. The record is from the annotation of a GenBank genome assembly. NCBI's taxonomy places the organism in Eukaryota, Metazoa, Cnidaria, Anthozoa, Malacalcyonacea, Plexauridae.